UAUCUCUUUAUUCUACCUUCUCAUCGUCGUCUUUUGUUCUUCUUCUUGCACUGCCGAGUCCCCAACACACUUGUCUUCUGCAUAUUCCUUCCGAUACACGCCCCGGCCCCCUCCCCCCGUAUCAAUAUCCUUUCACCUACUACUCACUCUCUCUGUUUUCCUUCUACUUUACCCAUAGAUCCACUUAAAAUUCAAACCCUAAACCCCUCAAACGACGCCGUUUGAUUCAUCACCGAUCCAGGUUUUUGAUCCGAGAAUCCAAGCUGGAGCAGUUGAAGACAAUAGGUAGGGAGCUCGCAAUGGGCUCCCAAGGAGGAUUUGGACAGUCUAAAGAGUUUCUUGACCUAAUUAAAUCAAUUGGAGAAGCCCGAUCUAAAGCUGAAGAAGAUCGAAUCGUGAUUAGCGAGAUCGAAAUCCUCAAGAAACGAAUCAUAGAGCCUGAUAUACCUAAAAGGAAGAUGAAAGAGUAUAUAAUGCGACUAGUGUAUGUUGAAAUGUUAGGACACGAUGCAUCAUUUGGGUAUAUACAUGCUGUGAAAAUGACACACGAUGAUAAUUUGCAUCUUAAGCGUACUGGGUAUUUAGCUGUGACACUUUUUUUGAAUGAGGAUCAUGAUUUGAUAAUCUUGAUUGUGAAUACUAUUCAGAAAGACUUGAAAUCGGAUAAUUAUUUGGUUGUUUGCGCUGCAUUGAAUGCUGUUUGUAAGUUGAUUAAUGAGGAGACUAUUCCAGCUGUGUUGCCUCAGGUGGUGGAUUUAUUGGGACAUUCUAAAGAAGCUGUUAGGAAAAAGGCUGUUAUGGCACUUCACCGGUUUCACCAGAAAUCACCAUCAUCUGUUAACCAUCUUGUCUCCAAUUUCAGAAAGAGGCUAUGCGACAAUGACCCUGGUGUUAUGGGCUCUACGCUAUGUCCUCUCUAUGAUCUUAUCUCAGAAGAUGUUAAUUCUUAUAAGGAUUUGGUGGUCAGCUUUGUAAGCAUUCUAAAACAAGUAGCGGAACGGAGAUUGCCCAAGAGUUAUGAUUAUCAUCAGAUGCCUGCUCCAUUCAUUCAGAUCAAAUUAUUGAAAAUUCUGGCAUUACUUGGAAGCGGUGACAAAAAAGCCAGUGAACAAAUGUAUACAAUUGUUGGUGACAUUAUGAGAAAGAGUGAUUCGUCAAGUAAUAUAGGAAAUGCUAUUCUAUAUGAGUGCAUAUGCUGUGUUUCCUCAAUACAUCCUAACCCCAAGGUUUUAGAAACUGCGGCAGAAGCAGUUGCCAAAUUUUUGAAGAAUGAUAGCCAUAAUCUAAAGUACUUGGGGAUUGAUGCGCUUGGUAGAUUAAUAAAGAUAAGUUCAGAAAUUGCUGAGCAGCACCAACUGGCCGUGAUUGAUUGUUUAGAGGACCCAGAUGACACACUGAAGCGGAAGACUUUUGAACUGCUGUAUAAAAUGACAAAGCCAUCGAAUGUAGAAGUUAUUGUCGACCGUAUGAUUGAUUACAUGAUGAGUAUAAAUGAUAACCAUUCUAAAACUGAGAUAGCAUCCAGAUGUGUCGAACUUGCUGAGCAGUUUGCACCGAGCAAUCAAUGGUUUAUCCAGACCAUGAAUAAAGUGUUUGAGCACGCAGGAGAUCUAGUGAAUAUAAAGGUUGCCCACAACUUGAUGCGGCUGAUUGCUGAGGGAUUUGGAGAAGAAGAUGACACUGCAGAUAGCCAGCUGAGAUCAUCAGCUGUGGAGUCAUAUUUGAGUAUCAUGGGAGAGCCAAAACUUCCCUCUGCAUUUCUUCAGGUUAUUUGCUGGGUCUUGGGGGAGUAUGGUACUGCUGAUGGGAAGUAUUCUGCCUCUUAUAUCACAGGGAAAAUAAGUGAUAUUGCUGAGGCACAUUCUACUGAUGACACGGUCAAGGCAUAUGCAGUAUCAGCACUUAUGAAAGUAUAUUCAUUUGAAAUAGCAGCUGGGAGGAAAGUGGACAUGUUGCCUGAGUGUCAAUCAUUCAUUGAAGAGUUGUUAGCAUCAAACUCAACAGAUUUACAACAACGAGCAUAUGAACUUCAAUCGGUUGUUGGCUUAGAUGCUCGUGCUCUUGAAAAUAUUAUGCCAAUGGAUGCUAGCUGUAAAGACAUCGUGGUUGAUAGAGAACUAUCGUUUCUCAAUGGUUAUGUUGAAGAGUCACUGAAUAAGGGGGCUCAACCCUAUAUUCCUGAGAAUGAGCGAUCAGGAGCUUCAAGUAUCAGCAAUUUUAGAAUUGAAGAACAACAUGGGUCCUCGGGACAUUCUCUUAGAUUUGAAGCCUACGAGCUUCCAAAACCUUCUGUACCAUCAAGACCCCCAGUCCCACCAGUAUCCUCAACCGAACUUUUUCCUGUACCAGAACCAACUUAUCACAGAGAGUUUCAUGAAGCUGUUGCUCCAAAGAUGUCCGUGUCUGGUACAGGCUCAUCUGAAAUCAAGCUACGACUUGACGGUGUUCAAAAGAAGUGGGGUAAGCAAACUUAUUCCUCUUCUUCACCAUCUACUUCAGACUCCGAUAUCCAUAAGACUCAGAAUGGAGCGACCCAGCGUGAUGUACCAAGCAGCUUAAGCUCAAAAACACGUGAUGUAUCUUAUGAUUCAAGAAGGCAACAGGAGGAUAUUAAUCCGGAAAAGCAAAAACUUGCUGCAUCCCUCUUUGGCGGUGGAUCAAAAACUGAAAAAAGAUCAGCUUUUGGCCAAAAGGCAUCAAGGCCAAACAGCCAUACUGUAGACAAGUCUCAUGCAGAAAAGAGUGGACCUUCUGAUGGAGGUGCUGUAAAAGCAAGUCCCCAUCCACCUCCAGACUUGCUCGACAUGGGCGAACCAACUAGCAUUAGUAAUGCAACUUUUGUGGAUCCUUUCAAGCAAUUGGAAGGCUUGCUUGAUUUAAACGAAGGAACUACAGCUCCAGGUUCCAGUGGUGCUACUAAAGCACCUGAUUUUAUGUCUCUUUAUGGUGACACUUCCUUAAGUGUGCAGAAUAUGGGAACGGCAGAUCUCCUUUCAACUGGUAAUGGUGAUGCAAAUCUUAUCUCUGGAAUUUCACAUGCACCCGACAAGAAUGGCCAUGGGACAGGAAGUGCAGUUACUCUGUCAACCCAAUUAAGUAAGGGACCAAAUACUAAAGAGGCUUUGGAAAAAGAUGCACUUGUGAGGCAAAUGGGUGUGAACCCAACAAGUCAGAAUCCCAACUUAUUCAAGGAUUUACUUGGGUAAGGUACAUGGAAUGACUGCAUUUUGAAGUCUAUUGAAGCCCUUUUGGAGAGUGUAUGAUGGUUGAAUUAGAUUUUUGUUGCUGGAAAGGUACAAGUAUGUUUGAUGGCAAAGCUUACAACCGAAUACAAUUUGCAAGGGAACUAAUUGUUGUAUGAGCCUGUGGUAUAUUUUAUAGCAGUUGCAGGUGGGGAGUUCUAAGUUUAAAUGGUUUCAACUGGUAGGAAUAUGUGAGGCCUCUUUAGCUUUUCACCUUGAGGUUUACAGAGUAAGAGCUUGUCAAGUUUGGCGCAGUCACGACCAUGGAUUUCCAUGCGCUUCAAGUUUGUCAAGAGUUGUGUUUUAUGUGAAUUUUCUUUUUUAUCUUAUUGAAGACCAUUCAAUAUGUUUUUAUUUUGGAGGCAAACUGUGCUAUUUGGAGAGGUAUUGUACCCUUGUGUGAAUGUAAAGUAAUAAUCAUUUUUCAGGUUAAAUCGAUACUGGCUGUAUCAGUGGAAUCUGGAUACCAUGUAAAGGCAGCUAGUUUUGCAGAAACCUUUUUAUCUUUAAAUAAUCUGCAUAUGACUAUACAA
Messenger RNA from Solanum dulcamara, 3775 nucleotides. RefSeq names its product AP-4 complex subunit epsilon. Lineage: Eukaryota; Viridiplantae; Streptophyta; Magnoliopsida; Solanales; Solanaceae. Bases 300 to 3206 code for a protein of 968 amino acids. Gene Ontology annotation, biological process: receptor-mediated endocytosis; intracellular protein transport. The record is from RefSeq and is a predicted model, not a curated record. The transcript is spliced from 11 exons. Gene Ontology annotation, molecular function: cargo adaptor activity. Gene Ontology annotation, cellular component: membrane coat; AP-4 adaptor complex.